AUGGCGGUGGAGCAGCCAAAUGCACAGGAGCAUCCCGGCGUGCCCCACGGUGUACUGAACCACACCCAUCGACCAGGUCUUGGCCCACGACGCGACCGCGGAGGCCACGAGGCUCCCCACGCCCCACCCGAUCGCCCCGAAGGCGCGCACGAAGGCCCACCGCGUGGCCUUGUCGCCCUGGCUCGGGAACAGCGCGAGCAUGUUUCGAUCCAGCAACGGGUUGAUGGGGGUCUGGAGGAUCACCAGCACCGUGAAGGUGAUCAUGAGGAGGGUGUGGUUUGCGGCGGUCGUGUAAAACCAAACCAUAAUGGUGGAGCAGACUACGGUGAGCACCAACAUUAA
This is a messenger RNA of Phytomonas sp. EM1, 342 nucleotides long. Lineage: Eukaryota; Euglenozoa; Kinetoplastea; Trypanosomatida; Trypanosomatidae. The record is from the annotation of a GenBank genome assembly.